UGACUGGAUGUGGCUGCUGGUGGUUGGCCCGUCCCAUUGCAGUUGCGGUGCAUUGUGGUCCGUGUGCCGGUUUCCACUUUCGGUUGUUGUUGUCUUAUGACGGUGACGGUGAUGGUGGUUAAGGAAGGUUACAGAGCUAGGAGCUGCUGUGUUUUAUAUAACAGGUGCAUAUUAUAAAACUGUUAGCCGAUAAAAAAAAACACUAUUGCAGCGGUCCCGGGCGAGAGUUGGUCACCGGGAGACUGCCCCGGUACUGUAGUAGUCUUCCAAAGGUUUCGCAGCUGCCGAGGUUUUACUAAGUGUAAAUAGAGGGGUUUCCAGCUGGAGCGACGCUAGGCCGCAGUCAGGUACGCUGAGUCUAGGGAAAUGCUCUACAACGAAGAAGUAUGAAUGAAGUACAACCUGUAACGACGGAAUAUAUGGAGGUGACUGUCUGUACACCAGUCUGUCUCUAGCCUCCUUUCAGAGGUGUCCUUAUACAAUGGCUUCGAGCCACAGUUCCCCACCAGUGCCUCGCCCCAGCAACAGUGAUGGUAUCUUUAAGAAAGAGGUGGACUCCUCUGCAAAACACUAUAAGCAUGUUCGGUCACUUCCUGAUGUCUGUCCAAAGGAGCCUACAGGGGAUUCUCACCGCCUAUGUGACGGCCCAUCUGUAGUAGCAGAUCAGCACAGGUGGACUGUUUAUAACUCAAAAGUGAAUCUUCCAGCAGCAUUAAAUGAUCCUAGACUGGCUAAAAGGGAAUCUGACUUCUUCACAAAGACAUGGGGUCUGGACUUUAUAGAAACCGAAGUCAUGCCUUCCUUCUACCUCCCGCACAUCACCAAGGAACACUUUGCACCCUACCUUGAAGUAACCACUCAGAGAGAAAAAAUCCAUGAAAAGUGCAAGAAUAUUUGUCCAGCCAAGGAUGACCUUGAUACAAUCCCUAUCCUUUCAAAUAAUAAUGAUAAAUCCAGGACAGAUCUGGAGCAAGUACCUAAGAUUUUCAUGAAGCCCGAUUUCGCCCUGGAUGACCCCUUGACUUUUAAUGCAGUUUUACCAUGGUCUCAUUUCAGUGGUGCUGGUGGAAAAGGUAGCCGUGAUGUAGCCUCCUCACGGUUACUUCAAGAAAAGCUAAGCCAUUAUCUAGAUGUUGUGGAAGUAAAUAUUGCACACCAGAUCUCGUUACGCUCAGAAGCCUUCUUUCAUGCCAUGACCUCCCAGCAUGAGCUGCAAGACUACCUCAAGAACACCUCCCAGGCUGUGAAAGUGCUACGGGACAAAAUUGCUCAGAUAAACAAAGUCAUGUGCGAAGGUUCUCUGAAUAUCUUGAGACAAGCAUUGACUAGAAACAACUGUGUCAAACUGUACAAUAAAAUGAAACUUAUGGCAACAGUGCACCAAACCCAGCCCACUGUCCAGUUAUUGUUGUCUACUUCGGAGUUUGUUGGGGCACUGGAUCUGAUAGCAACAACACAAGAGGUGCUUCAGCAGGAGCUUCAAGGAAUUCACAGUUUCCGGCACCUGGGAUCACAGCUCUGUGAGCUGGAAAAGCUAAUUGAUAAAAUGAUGAUAGCUGAUUUUAGCACCUAUGCCAGAAGUGACCUCAACAGACCUUUUGAAGAUGAAAAUGAGGUGUUGGAGGAGGAAAGGUUAGUGUCCUUGGUAUUUGGGUUGCUAAAGCAGCGGAAACUUGACUUUUUGGAGAUCUACAGUGAAGAAAUGAUAUCUGCUGCAAAGCACAUCAUUAAACAGUGUGUUGUUAGCAUCAUCUCACAAAUAGAAGAAAUAGACACAGAAAUAGUUGUGAAGCUUGCAGAUCAGAUGAGACUGAUGAAUUUUCACCAGUGGUUUGAACUUCUGACGUGCAUAUUUGCCAACUUUCUCUUUUUUCUAAAAAGAGUUAAGGCAACGUUAAGUGUCAUUAGAAGUGUUGUCCUGCUGGUUUUGGACAGGAAUCAGAAGACCAAGUUCCAAGAAGGCACGGUAGCAGAGGGAAGUCCUGGAAAAAGCUUUAAUACGAUAACUGAAGUAGGUUAUUUAACGCACGAAGGCAUGUUUAUUAGUGACGCUUUCAAAGAGGGAGAACAGCCUUCUGUUGGACCUGAGCCUAAGAACCAAAGGACUUCAUAUCAAAGCAGUGAACCAUGUGGCAGCGAUUCUACAUCAGAACAAGAGUGCACCACAGAGUCGUCAUCCAGCAAGGAGCAGACAUCCUCUUCAGUAACUCCUGGGGGAGUGGAGAUAACAAUUAAUGAAGACAUGAAGCUGACAGACCUUGAACUGGGUAGAGUUGCAAAUAACAUUCAGGAGCUGCUGUACAAUGCUUCUGAUGUGUGUCAUGAUCGCUGUGUCAAGUUCCUCAUGUCCAGAGCAAAGGAUGGUUUCCUGGAGAAGCUGAAUUCCUCUGAGUUUGUCGCCUUGUCCCGUUCUGUGGAAAUCUUUGUCAAGGAUACAGAGGAGCUCUGCGGCAGGAGAAGCAUGUCACUGCGGGGGGCGCUGCAGAGCCAGGCCAACAGAUUCGUCAACAGGUUUCAUGAGGAGAGAAAGACGAAGCUUAGUCUUCUGUUGGAUAAUGAACGGUGGAAACAAGCAGAGGUUCCAGCUGAAUUCCAGGACCUUGUUAAUUCAAUAGCUGAUGGGAGAAUAAGUUUACCUGAGAAAAAACCAACAGGUACAGAAGAGAGGAAGCCAACUGAUUACUUGAUUGUAGAUGGACAGAAGUAUGCUGUAGUGGGGACAGUGUUGCUGUUAAUAAGAAUUUUUCUUGAAUACUGCCAGUGUGUGGAUGACAUCCCAUCGAUAACCACUGACAUGCUCAUUCGCCUAUCAGACUUAAUAAAGCAAUUCAACUCUCGAAGCUGCCAGCUGGUCCUGGGGGCUGGUGCAUUACAAGUUGUUGGUCUAAAAACAAUAACUACAAAAAACUUAGCCCUUGCCUCCCGCUGUUUGCAGCUGAUCGUACACUACAUUCCCAUUAUCAGGGCUCACUUUGAGGCUCGGCUCCAGCCAAAGCAGUACAGCAUUCUCAGGCACUUUGACCACAUAACUAAGGACUAUAAUGACCACAUAGCUGAAAUCUCUGCAAAACUUGUAGCGAUCAUGGAUAGUCUGUUUGAGAAAGUUCUGUCUAAGUAUGAAGUUAAGGCCCCAAUGCCUUCAACCUGCUUCCGGAACGUUUGCAAACAGAUGACUAAGAUGCAUGAAGCUAUAUAUGAUCUUCUACCAGAAGAACAAACGCAGAUGUUGUUCUUGAGGAUAAAUGCAAGCUUUAAACUUCAUCUGAAGAGGCAGCUAGCCCGGCUCAAUGUAGUGAAUGACGGCGGACCUCAACACGGACUUGUUAUGGCAGAUGUAGCUUUCUAUACUGGGAAUAUUCAAGCACUGAAGACUCUUGAAAACCUAGACUUAAACAUGGCAGAGAUCUGGGAACAGAAGAGGUGAUGAUACAUUGCAAACAUGAAACCGUGCUCUUUGCAUGUCAGGAUGUACUGGCAUUUCUAAGACCUUUUGUGCCCUGGAACUGGAUUCCUACACAAGAGCACACCACUGCAGCUGUCUAUAGUGGCUGGAUCUGAUGUGACCUGUGGAGAAUGCCCUUCAUAACGUCUGCUGGCCACGCAUGAGUAGCCAGCUGUCCCCAUGACUUGUUUAAUACUCUUUAGAAAGACUCAGGUUUCUUAGGACCAAAUCCAAAUGUGGAUAUGACUGUAACAAAGCUGUGAUUAUAUACUAAAGAGGUUUUAAAAAAAGAUGCUUUGCAUCUGUAAUGCAGUUACUUCAUGUUAUGUGCAAUUGUAUAAAAAUUUAUAAAUUUUAAUUAUGGUACAAUUUCUACAGCAUACAGCUUUUAAAUUGUGCAAAAACCUGUAAACACAGAAAAAAAAAUUACUUCAACUAUCUGGCAACUUAUUUUUUUACAGAUCUUAAAAAAAUCUUACUUUGAUUUAGUUUAUAUAUAUAUAUAUAUAUAUAUAUAUAUAUAUAUAUAUAUAUAUAUAUAUAUAUAUAUAUAUAUAUAUAUAUAUAUAUAUAUAUAAAAUGCACGCACAAAUACAAGUAUAUGUAUAUAGGCAGAUGUAAAUAUAAACAGUUAAAUCUGUUGUAUUUGUAUAAAUCCUAUUUUUUUGUGAAAUUUGGUUUUUGCAACUUUUAUUUGUAGUAUUUGCUUUUUUAGUGAACAUUUUACAGUCUGGGUUGUGUGUGCAUAACUUUUGGCCUUUACCUACCCUUUUUCACAAAACUUGCCGUAGGAAAUAAGAAUGAAGUCUGUGUCAUUCAGUUUUUCACUAUAAUGCUAAUGGUCCCAACACAAAACUCUGCAUUAGGUGGUGGUAGUAUAUAAAGCUACAUUUUCUUACUGUUUCGAAAAGGGUUUUUUGUAUUAAAUUGCACCAUUGAGUAACAGUGUUGUAUAUUCAUUGCUAACUCAAAGUGCCUACUUUUAAAAAUAAUUAUCAAGGAAUAAAUUGACUUUCCAACAGUAGAUUUCUUGUUACAGUGCCUAAUGCCGAUUGCCCUGUAGUAUGGAAUGGUCCCUCUUUGCUGCAAUUGCAGGUAACUUAAAAGCAUGCCUGAGAUGUUUAACUGAUAAGUCUCUGUCCAAUACAUUUUUAAAUAAAAACUAAUUUAAAUGUGAA
Acipenser ruthenus (sterlet) is the source of this 4620-nucleotide messenger RNA. Its product is annotated as vacuolar protein sorting-associated protein 54-like. Bases 482 to 3424 code for a protein of 980 amino acids. NCBI's taxonomy places the organism in Eukaryota, Metazoa, Chordata, Actinopteri, Acipenseriformes, Acipenseridae. The record is from RefSeq and is a predicted model, not a curated record. Gene Ontology annotation, molecular function: syntaxin binding. Gene Ontology annotation, cellular component: GARP complex. The transcript has 24 exons. Gene Ontology annotation, biological process: retrograde transport, endosome to Golgi; Golgi to vacuole transport.